CGGAACAUUUCGGCCAUGGCCGAGUUGUUACGAUUGUAUAACGAGGUCUACCUCGAAGCUUUGUCAGAGGAGGCCGAGUUAUUACGAUUGUAUCGAGUUGUUCCCCUUCGCAUAAUUGUUUUCUGUGUCAGUCAACUUUCGUUUUAUUGGAAAGCUGAUGUUCAGGUUGUAGUUGUUGGGGACAACAAUGUUGGGAAAACGUCCAUGUGUAUCACGUUCUCCACCGGCCAGUUUCCAAGUCUCUUUACACCCAUGGAGUGUAAUCGUAUCCCUCACGAGAAAGACAUUGAAGUUGGCAAUGUCACCAUGCAUGUGAAGUGCACAGAUACUGAAGGCCAUGAGGACUAUGAUGACACACGGCCUGAGUCAUAUGAGGACGCCGAUGUCUUUUUGCUGUGUUUUUCUCUCAGUAGCCAUAAUUCACUCAACAGUAUUAAAACCAAGUGGCUCCCGGAACUGCGGAAAUGUAAACCCAAAACUCCAAUUCUUCUUGUGGGAUGUAAAGAAGACACAAGACGAGGCAAGGAGUCUAACAAGGAUAUGGUUACCAAGAAGCAGGGUUUACGGAUGAAAGGCGCUAUUAAGGCUGUGGGGUACACAGAGUGCAGUAGCUUGAAGAAGUUUGCUGUCGAGGAAUGCUUUUUCAAGGCUGUUAAGGUUGCUAGAGGUGAGAAACUGAAAGAGGACAGCUGUGGAUGUGUAAUCUUGUGAAGCGGUCAUGAUAUGGAGUUAGAAAAAGAAAAGGAAACAGAAUUCUGAGGCACACCAACAUUUGAAUACCUUAGCCUGACUGACUAAAAUUAUUAGACUCAGGUUGUUUUGACCACUUAAGUAUUUUGCUAUGUAUUACUAGUUCUGUUUACAUGCAUGGUGUUAAGUCGUCACUUAAAAAAUCUUCAUGGGUUAGCAAACAAACAAAAUUUUAACAAAUAUCUGUUGGAAAAAAAUAUGUGCUCUUACUCUUAGCAUCCUUUAUGUGUGAAUUGAAUGAUUAUUGUUUUAGUAGUCACAGGUAAAGCCUUUUCAGUGUAAUAUGAUUACAAGGAUAUUUCAAACUGAUGUAUUUUGCUUAUGUUUUUGCUAUUAGUAAGCCUUGAACUAUUAAUUUAUUUUAACAAAAAAAAAAGUCUUGCAAAUUCGUUGGGGUUAAAAAAAAUGAUGUAGUAAUAUAACAUAGAUGUAUUUGAACAUUUUGAAAAACAUAUCAAUAUCAAAUGAUAUGUUGUAACAUGAAAUUUAUUUCAUAAAAAAUAUUCACAAAAUAAGAAAAUUGAGUAGUCGAAAUAAAACAAAAUGUUGCGUCGGUAGCUGAGAUCGAAUUGGGGCGUUUUCGGUAUACAACCGGGGAAUAUAACCAUUUCACCUUAGUGGCGGAUGACUGUCAAAGGGUUUAUGAAAAAUAUAAACAUUCGUAAUUUUGAAAGAAUUUGUGAACAUAAAUACACAGGUAAAAUAAAGUAUGUGCCUUUAAGAGAUAAUAUAUGUUUAUUAGAAAAACACACUCUAUUUUUGGUGUUCACAGUCACUUUUUAGCUUGCCUGUUUUUCAAAGUAUUGUUAUAGCCUUGGUCAUGUUGUUGGCAUUGUUGUGCAAAAACCGUAACUCAAAAAAGGUAAACAAUCUUGUACACAUGUUACAAGUGACAAAAGACACAAUUCCCAUAACUUUAACGUCAAUAGUUAUCGUGUUAUGCCCCUUAUGCACCAGUCAAUUGUAACUACAGUCCCCCCAGGUCCGGGGGUAUACCCGGGAUAGCUGGGGAAAUGGGCCGUUUUUUUACCUUUCAGGUGGCCCCGCAGUGCCGGGCCAAUGUGGUGGUUUUGUCUUUGCACAAAAUAUAGCGGGGAAUGGCCAAACCGAAGGUCCCUUGGGUGUGGGGACAUUUGGCGGUUUUUACCAUCAGUUCAUCACCGCAUGGCGGGGAUUUUAGCCGGGGUUGGCUGGACCGUAAGUCAAAGUCCCCGCUAUUCCCCGCACCUGGGGGGACCGUAGUUACAAUUGACUGGUGCAUUAUGUGACUGGCAAACAAGUGUUAGCAUGGCUCUGCGGUGUUCUUGUUCUAUUUAUUUUCUUGCCAGAUAUAUAAUUUAUAUAAACUAAAUUAAAUUUCGUAGUUUUUUUUUAAAGCUGCACUCUCACAGAUGUACCAUUUUUACAAAUUUUUAUGCACAUGAAAGUGGGCAUAUUAAAAUCGCACUGUCCAACCAACCGUGUGUCCGGCUCAAUAACUCUUGUCCGGGCUGUAACUUUCUCUUGUGACACAUGUGUUCGACAUACCAAGUUGACGUUUCGUGUUGUGCAAGACCUGUGUCCCUACCUUUAAGGUCAAGGUCACACUAAGUGUUAUCCACAAUGGAAUGCCGCAUAUAUAACGACAUAGAGUAUAGGUUGUCGUAUCAGGGCUGUUACUUUCUCUUGUAUGGACAUAUUUUAAAGUAACUUGCCACAUGUGUUUGAUAUACCAAGACGACGUGUAGUGUGCAAGACCAGUGUCCCUACCUCUAUGGUCAAGGUCACACUUAGUGUUUAUUCAUAACUGAAUGCUGCAUAUAAGUACAUAGAGUAUAGGCUAUCGUGUCUGGGCUGUGACUUUCUCUUGUAUGGACAGAUUUUAAAAUGACUUGCCACAUGUGUUCGACAUACCAAGACGAUGUGUCGGGUGCAAGACCCGUGUCCCUACCUAUAAGGUCAAGGUCACACUUAGGUGUCUAUUAACAAUGGAACGCUGCAUAUAAGGACAUAGAGUAUAGGUUGUCAUGUAUAUGACAGAUUUACAACAAAAACAUGGCACAUAAGUUUGGCAUAUAAAGAUUGCGUGUCGUAUGCAAGAUCCACAUGCAUACAUCAAAGGUCAGUGUUUUAUCUUUAACUUUUCAUGUUCUGACCUUGUUCAUAGGUCAAUGUCACAUUCGGGGGCAUUCGUCACAUACUGUGACAGCUCUCGUUUUAUUUAUAUGCCCCCCUUUGAAGAAGAGGGGUAUAUUGCUUCGCACAUGUCGGUCGGUAUGUUGGUAGGUCGGUCGGUCGGUCCGUCAGUAGACCAAAGCUUGUCCGACUGAUAACUCAACAAUUCCUGGAUGUAUGAUCAUCAAACUUGAUAUGAAUGUUGGGCCUGACCAGUAGAUGACCCCAAUUGUUUUUGGGGGUCAUCGGGCCGAAGGUCAAGUUCACAGUGACCUUUUAAAGCUUGUCCGAGUGAUAUCUCAACAAUGCCUAGACCUAUAGUCAUCAAACUUGAUAUGGAAGUAGGGCCUGACCAGUAGAUGACCCGUAUUAUUUUGAGGGAUCAUCAGGUGAAAGGUCAAGGUCACAGUGACCUUGAAUGGUAAAAGGUUGUUCGAGUGAUAACUCCACAAUGCCUGCACUCAUGGCUUUCAUAUUUGACUUGGAGGUUGGGCCUGACCAGUAGAUGACCCCUUUUGUUUUUGGGGGAUCAUUGGGUAAAAGAUCAAGGUCAAAGUGACCUUGAAUGGUAAAAGGUUGUCCUAGUGAUAACUCCACAAUACCUGCACUCAUGGCCCUCAUACUUGACUUAGAGGUUGGGCCUGACCAGAAGAUGACCCCUAUUGUUUUUGGGGGUCAUCGGGCCAAAGGCCAAGGUCACAAAGACCUUGAAUGGUAAAAUGUUGUCCGAGUGAUAACUCAACAAUGCCUGCACCCAUGGCCCUCAAACUUGACUUGGAGGCUGGGCCUAACCAGUAGAUGACCCCUAAUCUUUUAAGGGGUCAUCGGGCCAAAGGUCAGGGUCACAGUGACCUUGAAUGGUAAAAGGAUGUCCGUGUGAUAACUGGACAAUGGGUGCACCCAUGGCCCUUAAACUUGACUUGGAGGUUGGGCCUGACCAGUAGAUGACCCCUAUUGUUUUUGGGGGUCAUAAGGCCAAAGGUCAAGGUCACAGUGACCUUGAGUGGUAAAAGGUUGUCCGUGUGAUAACUAGACAAUGCCUGCACCCAUGGCCCUCAAACUUGACUUGGAGAUUGGGCCUGACCAGUAGAUGGCCCCUUUUGAUUUUAGGGGUCAUUAGGCCAAAGGUCAAGGUUACAGUGACCUUGAAUGGUAAAAGGUUGUCCGUGUGAUAACUCAAAAAUGCCUGCACCCAUGGCCCUCAAACUUGACUUGGAGGUUGGGCCUGACCAGUUGAUGACCCCUAUUUAUUUUAGAGGUCAAAGGUCAAGGUCACUGAUCUUGAAAACAAACUCGACAAUUCCCGGACCUAUGGUCAUCAAACUUGACAUGAAGGUUGGGCCUGACCAGUAGAUGAACCCUCUUGACUUUGGGGUUCAUCGGGCCAAGGUCAAGGUCACAGUAACCUUUAAUGCAAAAAAGUUAACACAUUUUCUCCCAGUGAUAUCACAACAAUGACUUAACCUAUGACCAUCAAACUUGACAUGGAAUUUGGGCCUGACGAGGAAAUGACCCUUAUUGAUUUUAGGAGUCAUUGGGCCAAAGGUCAAUUUCACAGUGACCUUGAAUGCAAAAAUGUUUCGAGUGAUAACUCGACAAUGCCUGCAUGCACCCAUGACCCUCAAAUCUGACUUGUAGAUGACACCUUAUGAUUUUAGGGGUCAUUGGGUCAAAGGUCAAGGUUACUGUGACCUUGAAUGAUAAAAGCUUGUCUGUGUGAUAACUUGUCAAUGCCUGCACCCAUGGCCCUCAAAUUUGACAUUUAGAUUUUUGGUGACCAGCUGAUGACUCCUAUGGAUUUGGAGGUCAAAGGUCAUGGUCAUAACACACUCUAUCCUCACACUUUGAAUGGUCAUUAUCUUAAAACUGCCUUAACGGCAUCCAAUGUCAGUGACAAAUUAGCUGUCAUUUCUGUCAAUGCAUAUUUCAUUCAAUUGUCCAUAUAAUCCUGACAACAUGGCACUCAGGGGGGCAUAAUGUUUGACAAACAUCUCUUGUUUGUCUUAGGAUGAGCAAACUUUUGCGUAAAUAUCUCCAAACCAGUGAUACAAGACUGCUUACAAAGGCUCAGAUCGCAGAUAUUCAUAUUUUCGUUGAAAAUUAAUGUUUUAUGGCUUAAAGCAUUACUAACGGUUUAAGAAAAAUGCAUUAAACAUCAAUUUUUGAACUUAAAUAAAAAUCUGCGAUAUGUUUUUUGUCAGCAGCCUUAUAAUAUUAUGACUGGUUUCGGUGCAUUUUCGCAUAGAUUGGCUCAUCCCAAGACAAAAAUUUAAAAAGUUGUCAAAACGGCCAAUCUGUGAGAGGGCAGCUUUAAUGUCUCUAAUUGAAAUACAUUCCCCAUUUAUAUUAUGUAAAUUCUCUAAUAUGAAUCAUUCUAUGCAUGCAUUAUAUUAAUACAUAUUUGCGCUUUCCAUUUUAUUUGUUAUGUUGUAUAAAAAAUUGUUUAAAAAAUGUUCAGAUUUUAUCCAGUUAUCUGAUUGUUGUAAUAUUUUAGUAACCUUUACAGGAAAAGUGAUUGGUGCAAAAUGGAACUUAAGAUAAAUGAUAAAUUUAAAUCAAAGUCUGUGUGCAAUAUUUCAAUGCUGUUUUAAGCUCAUGCUUCAGCAUCCGGUAUAAGUUUGCAAAUCCGGUUUACUUGCAAACUUAGUUUUUUUAUUAUCUUAGAUAUCAACUUCAAAAGCGACACAUAGAAAGUUUGUCCAUUAAAUUAGAAAUAUUUUAAGUAAAAUUAAAAAAAAAGUUUUAAGAAAUAUGAAAAUUUUAAUUCCAAAAUUGAUUUCUCCCGUUGGCCACCAAUUGGAUUUUAGGUCCCCCGCGGGAUUUUGGCAAACUCCAAUUGGAGAAU
Mya arenaria is the source of this 5749-nucleotide messenger RNA. RefSeq names its product rho-related GTP-binding protein RhoA-D-like. Gene Ontology annotation, molecular function: GTPase activity; GTP binding. The record is from RefSeq and is a predicted model, not a curated record. Gene Ontology annotation, biological process: small GTPase-mediated signal transduction. The coding region runs from base 16 to 711 and encodes 231 amino acids. The transcript is spliced from 5 exons. NCBI's taxonomy places the organism in Eukaryota, Metazoa, Mollusca, Bivalvia, Myida, Myidae.